GCCAGACAGUCGAGCGUCGUCGGUGCCGUUUCUACUGCCACCGCCACUCGAUCCACUGCUGAGACUAUUCGCUGACCGUCCAAGUCGAGUCUCGUCUACCACACGGGUCCAAGCCUAUCCUUACCUGUCUUGUGUCCGCGUACGUAUAGCACACGCAACAGUUCAUAUAACAAUAACAUUAUUAAUAUAUUCACAUACGAUUCGAGAGUACCGAACGGACCGCGAACGGACUUAGUAGUCCGAUCUUCCGCGACCGUCGCAGAUCGCGCGGAGGACAUGGACAAGGGAGGAGAAUCGGAUAAGACGUCCGGGGCCGCCGGAGUUCGCGCGGUGGACGAACGUAAACCACCGGCCGCGGACAAGAGCGGUGGUGCAUCCGACAAGCCGGCCACGGUCAAAAGCGGUAGUGGCACAUCCGACAGGCCGUCCGCGACCGCUGUUGAGCGGACGGUGGAAAAACGAGGGACAACCGGAGACGGUGGACCGGAAGUGAAAGACAAAAACGGAAACAGUUCGGACAUGCCGCCCGAUGAGGUGGACGACGGAGUGGUCAGCGAAGGGCGAAACAAAAUUUUCCGGCUGGAAGGUGCGGUCUAUUCAAUCGGUGCAGGUUGGUGAACACUUUAAUUUUACAUGAUUUUCAACAUAUAUUAUAUUAUGACAACAAAAUCUGCGAAUAGUAAGUAAUAUGGUAUUUCAACAGGCUCACU
Metopolophium dirhodum (rose-grain aphid) is the source of this 710-nucleotide messenger RNA. RefSeq lists its product as uncharacterized. Lineage: Eukaryota; Metazoa; Arthropoda; Insecta; Hemiptera; Aphididae. The coding region runs from base 277 to 618 and encodes 113 amino acids. The record is from RefSeq and is a predicted model, not a curated record. The transcript has 2 exons.